ACAGCCUAGAAGUGGCUAAUUGAGUGAUAAUUUAUUGUCAAUCGAGAUCUGUUGUCAUUUGUUUUAGAUAAUUUGAGAUGUAUAGCUAGUUUAUUUACCCUAAUUCCCUAACUGCACAGUUCUUACGAUUGCUACUUCUACAUCACUCUUGUACAUGCUGGCUCAAAUCUUGGAAAAUAACCCCCCUACACUUUGCUGCACGCUACGCCACCGGUUGCACUGCGGCUUUUGAAUUCAACCGGUUUAGAUUAGUUUCCGGUCAAACUGGACCGGUAUACCGGUACCGGACCGCGCCGGUUUCGCCGGACCGGUUGGUAAAGUUAACCCUGCUCGCUACUCCGCUCCCCUUCCAGACCUCGAGCUCCACCGGGCUGCCGCUACUCCGCCACGGGCGGGCGCACCGCCCGAGCGCGCUGGCCCCGCGCCGCUGAAUAAGGGCACCUUGCCGAGUUCCCUUCCUCCUGCAUCUACCCCAAAAGCGUGGGAGUGGCAGGGCACAGGGAUGAGGAUUGCUUGGCCGGCGGCAAGGCUAUCCCUUCCUCCUGCAUCUGCCCCAAGCGCCAGGCCGCCGCCGCCGCGGCCGAGCCUCCCCCGCGCACUGCAGCGUCUCCGUGGGGCGCGCUGCGAGAUCCCCUUGAAGAUCUACAAGGUCCGAUCUAUUAGCAAGAAGACGUUCCUCGCCGGCCAACACUUCACCGCCGCCGCCGCACCCCCAUUCUUUCCCAGCUCUUGCUCCGCCUCUGCCCGGACCCGAACUAGUCUGAGCGCUCCGAGCCACCGCCGCCGCCGGACGAGGUCGCGCACGGACACAGCAGACAGACCGCGACGGCCGUGGACGGCGACGGCAAAGGCUCCUGCCGGUGCCCAUGUUCUGCUAGUUUGUUGCAGUGUCCUGCAGGCAGGCUCGCAUGCAUCAUUAGUUGCUUACCUGCAGCUUGCACAGUUGCACUUGUGCAGGUGUUAACUUUAUAGUAAAAUGCACCGUUACUACA
Messenger RNA from Panicum virgatum (switchgrass), 992 nucleotides. RefSeq lists its product as uncharacterized. The transcript has 3 exons. The record is from RefSeq and is a predicted model, not a curated record. The coding region runs from base 503 to 964 and encodes 153 amino acids. NCBI's taxonomy places the organism in Eukaryota, Viridiplantae, Streptophyta, Magnoliopsida, Poales, Poaceae.